This is a messenger RNA of Coffea eugenioides, 4015 nucleotides long. RefSeq names its product putative late blight resistance protein homolog R1B-16. Gene Ontology annotation, molecular function: ADP binding; alpha-tubulin binding. The transcript has 2 exons. NCBI's taxonomy places the organism in Eukaryota, Viridiplantae, Streptophyta, Magnoliopsida, Gentianales, Rubiaceae. The record is from RefSeq and is a predicted model, not a curated record. Bases 2147 to 3682 code for a protein of 511 amino acids. Gene Ontology annotation, biological process: protein folding.
GUGAAGCGCUUUUGGAGCAUGAUCAGGAGGACAAGGGUAAUAUUAUGUCUGAGAGUUUGAGACUUAAUAUUAUUUGCUCCAGAAUUCAAGAUGUGGCUAUCAGGAUGGUUCAGGAUCUUCAGUCUGCUUAUCUUCUAUACAAACAUUCUGGUGAGUCAGGUCCUGACAUCUUACAAAGUGCGCUAACCAGAUCCAGGAAAAAUAUCAUGUUGUUUCUUGAGACAGAUAUCAAGAAAUCAUACAUCAUCAUCUUCUCCGACUAUUACUCACUGGGAGAUCCUCAACUAGUCAUGGAUCUUAUUUCGUUCCUUUUAGAGACUCUAGAGGAUCUUUUCAAUUUAAACGGGAGAAGCUAAUGGAUACCAUUAGACAGAAGCUAAUGCUCUUAAGGAAUCUCAUUGGCUUUGUGACAAUGCGAGGUGUUGAGUCUACUCAAUUGAUAGAUCUCUUAACUCUUGUGGCCAUUGUGGCAGCACGCCUGAUUUCUGUUUGUCGGUUUGACAGAGGUGAUGAACAAGUGUUCAAUCAAAUGGAAUCUGAAAUUUCUCUGCUGAUACACGAGAAGAUAAAUGCUCAUGACCCUCAAGUCCGAGAAACUUACAUACAGGUCCUGAUGGCUUCAAAGAAUCAAUCAAGAUUAUCUGCUUUAGUCCAUGAGGAGAAUGAGUAUCCAGUGGUAGCCCAAUUUAUUGAUUCUCUCCAAGACUAUCUUGUGGAUCUACUAGGAUCUUAUGCAAGUUUUCAGGUAUCAGUGAAGGACCAAAUGCUAAAACUCCAUUGGGGAGUAAGCUGCCUGAGAAUCCUUCUUAAACAGGGGGAGAAACUAGGUGAUGAAAUAAAGGAUCUUAUUGGAGUUAUGGUCUGUGAUACAGGAAUUAUGAUCUUCUCUAUUUUUGUCAAUGAAAUCAAAGAAGGCUUGCCCAAGGAAACAGAGCUUGGGCUGUUUCAUUUUCACAAUGUUCUCAAGUGUAUGAUGGCAGAGGUUGCACACAAUUAUCCACUAACAUCACCAUAUUCAUCAUCUAAUUAUCCUAGAUCCAAUGAGUUGGGCUGUAUGGAUUUUUUCCUAGAAAAUCUCAAGGAACUACCAAGGUGUGAUGAGGCUGAGAAUUCAAUUGUCUUCCCAUUGGAUAGAAUCCAAAUGGUCCAGGAAGAUCUCAUAUUCUUGAGAUCUUUCCUGGAGAAUAUCAAGGAUCAGCGCUAUCAUGAUGGAAAACUUCAAGCUUUCUGGAGUCAUGUUAUGGAGGCUACUUACAAGGCAGAGUUACUGAUUGACUCAACACUUAUUGGUGAUAAAUGUGAAGAUUCUUUGGAUGCUGUUGCUAGAGAUAUCAAUCUUCUGAAGAUUGAGAGCCUAGAGAUCCAUAAUGGUCAACCGCAGAGAGUUAACAAGAUAUCCACUCACAUACCACCACAACUUAUUGCUGCCAUACACAAUAAAGAUCUGGUGGGUCAUGAGGACGAGGCAAGAAUUAUCAUUCUUCGACUUAUGAGAGGAUCAAUGCAGUUGGAUGUUGUUCCCAUCGUGGGUAUGGCUGGGGUUGGUAAGAUCACAUUAGCCAAUAAAGUUUAUACUGCUGCUUCAGUCAGGUCACAUUUCCAUGUUUGUGGCUGGUGUUGUGUUUCUCAAGCGUAUAGCAUGCACGGUUUGUUAGUUCAACUUUUGUGUAGUAUUUCUUCUAAGAGCUCUGACAAAUAUCUUGAGAUGGAUGAAAAAAAUUUGGCUGAUACGCUAAUGCAAGUUUUGAUGAGAACUAGAUAUCUCCUUGUUUUGGAUGAUUUGUGAGAUGUUGAGGCAUGGAAUUUGUUGGAAAGAUUAUUUCCGAAUGAUGCCAAUGGAAGCAGGAUUCUCUUUACCAGUAGAUUUCAGGAUUUGUCUUUGCAAAUCAAACAUGCUAGCGUGUCUUUCCAUCUCCGCUAUCUUACUGAUGAAGAGAGUUGGACCUUGCUACAAAAAAAGCUAUUUGGUAAAGAAGGUUGUCCUCCAAAAUUAAGAGAAGUGGGAUUUCAAAUAGCAAAAGCUUGCAGCGGCUUACCCCUUACAGUUGUCCUUGUUGCUGGAAUUCUAGCUAAUACUGAGCAAAAUAGGUGGGAAGAAGUUGCAAAAAGUCUUCUAAGUCCCAUUGUCCUUGACAGUGAAUACAUCAUGAAGACACUUGAGAUGAGUUAUAGUCACUUACUGGAUUAUUUGAAUCCACGCCUUCUAUACUUUGCUGCAUUUCAAGAAGAUGAGGUUAUUAAUGUCCGAAGAUUGUUAUGGCUUUGGAUCUCUGAAGGAUUCGUGCAACUGACUGAAGGAAAAAGGUUAGAGGAAGUGGCUUACGACUACUUGAUGGCUCUAAUUAAUAGCAGUUUAGUUAUAGUUACCAGACAAAGAACUAUGGGUGGUGCCAAAGCCUGCCAAAUUCAUGAUUUGGUACAUGAGUUUUGUGUGGAAAAAGCCAAAGAACAAGGUUUUCUGCAUAUUAUUGAUAGUUGGAUAGACCCUUUUAGUCUUACUAGACCAUGCAACCACCACCGAGUUUGUGUUCACAAUACCAGGGAAUUGAAGACUUGGGAGUCGAUGCUAAUUUUUCCCAAUUUGCGCUGUUUGAUCUUGUUUGGACGCGAUCACUUUGAAGAGGAGGAUUUGGGGAUUUUGUUACCUAAACUUCUUAGAGUGUUAGAUUUGGGGGAUUUGAACUUUCGUAAAUCAUUUCCCAUGGAAGUAGUGCUGCUGGUUCACUUAAGAUACCUGGUGCUUAAUAAAGUAACAUUGAUCCCAUCUGCAAUAGCCAACCUCUCAAGGUUAGAAACUCAUAUUGUAAAAUAUCCGUUUACCGAAAUUGUUCUGCCGGAUACUAUUUGGAAGAUUAGGACAUUGAGUUAUCUACGUACUACACAUAGGACUCGUGGUUUCAUUUUUACAGAUGGAAAUCUUGAAGUAUCCCCAUAUUUAGAUCAUUUAGACACUUUAAACCUUGCCAUUGAUCCCUCCUCUCAAAGCUUGCAAAAGAUCCUGACAAAGUUACCAAGCAUCCGCAGGCUGAAAUGUAUGAGACCCUACAAGUCAAGAGAAGCUACCAGAAAUUGCAACGAGAUUCUUGUGUUUGACUGUAUGAGUCAACUAGAAUCACUUCACUUGAUUGAUUUUCAGGGAUAUGGAUUUAAAUUCCCGUUGAAUUUGAAGAAGUUGGCUCUUUCACGGAAUAGUCAGCCAUGGAAUGAAAUCUCGACAAUUGGAAUGUUGCCCAAUCUUGAAGUGCUUAAAUUACUCGAGGACUCCUUUGUCGGAGAAGAAUGGGAAAUGAAAGAAGGGGAGUUCCUUAACCUCCGAGUCUUGGAACUGUCCUGCUUGGACAUUGGCAACUGGACUGCAUCUUCUGAUCAUUUUCCCCAUCUUGAGAAAUUGGCUGUGCACCAGUGUAAGAAGCUGGAAGAGAUCCCUUUUUGUCUUGGGGAAUGCCUAACUCUUGAAAUUAUUGAAGUGAAAGGGUGUCGCAAGUCUGUCACAUAUUCUGUAAAGCAAAUUCAGCAAGAACAGAUGGAUAUGGAAAAUGAGGUUCUAAAGAUCAUAAUUGGAGAUCGCUAUGAAGAAGAGUCGAAUUCCUCAGAAGCAGAGUCAAUUCUCUCAGAAGAAGAGUCAAAUUUCACAGAAGUAGAGUCAAUUCCCUCAGAAGCAGAGGAGAUUUCCUCAGGAUGAGAGUUUAUUUCCUCUCAUCGCACUUGAUCUGUGUGGGAGUGAACGUACAGUGGGAUUCCAGUCAUCAGGUUCAGGAGCAAGCACAGUCAUGCAUUCUAUCAAUCCAACAUUAUAUCCAUCAUAAUCUGUUUGUAAAAUAUACGCCAUGUUCUUCUCUGGUUUGAUGUUUAUUAGUGUUUAUACUUUAUGAUCCAUCAUAAUCUGUUUGUAAAAUGUUCUACAUGUUCUUUUCUGGUUAGAUGUUGAUCUUCUUCAAUGCUGCUACGGAUUGAAAUGAUCCUCAAAACCACCAGACAAAAAGCAUGUAUGCGAGAUUUACUUUUCUUUUCCUUU